Nomia melanderi (Alkali bee) is the source of this 1379-nucleotide messenger RNA. RefSeq names its product tropomyosin 2. Gene Ontology annotation, molecular function: olfactory receptor activity; odorant binding. The record is from RefSeq and is a predicted model, not a curated record. Gene Ontology annotation, cellular component: plasma membrane. Gene Ontology annotation, biological process: detection of chemical stimulus involved in sensory perception of smell; sensory perception of smell. Lineage: Eukaryota; Metazoa; Arthropoda; Insecta; Hymenoptera; Halictidae.
CGGCCCCACCCCCGUAGAACUUUCCGUGGCGGUCCAUUUUUGGGCUCCCCACCUUCGGCUUCGUCCGUCGCGAGAGUUCACGUCCCGCUUCUCCCGACGAAGACGAACAAGCUUCCCGAAGCACCCUCGAACACUCGUCUCGCGCCACUCUGCUCGCUCGGGUUAGUGAACUCGAUAGUUUCUCGAAGGAAGCCGGCGAAGAAAAGAAGCCGCCACCAUGGACGCGAUCAAGAAGAAGAUGCAAGCGAUGAAGCUUGAGAAGGACAACGCGAUGGACAAGGCCGACGCCUGCGAGGGCCAGGCGAAGGAGGCGAAUAUGCGCGCGGACAAAGUGAACGAAGAAGUGAACGACCUGCAGAAGAAGCUCGUCCAGGUCGAGGGUGACUUGCAGGCGAACAAACAGAACUUGGAGCAGGCGAACAAGGACCUGGAGGAGAAGGAGAAGGCCCUGACCAACGCCGAGUCCGAGGUCGCCGCGCUGAACCGCAAAGUGCAGCUGAUCGAAGAGGACUUGGAGAGAUCCGAGGAGCGACUCAACACUGCCACCGCCAAGUUGACCGAGGCUUCCCAAGCUGCCGACGAGUCUAGCCGUAUGUGCAAAGUAUUGGAGAACCGCGCGCAGCAGGAUGAAGAGAGGAUGGAUCAGCUGACGAACCAGCUGAAGGAGGCUCGCCUGCUCGCCGAGGACGCCGACGGAAAAUCCGACGAAGUAUCGCGAAAGCUGGCCUUCGUUGAAGACGAGCUGGAAGUCGCCGAGGAUCGAGUCAAAUCCGGCGAAGCCAAGAUCAUGGAGCUGGAGGAAGAACUGAAGGUCGUUGGUAACAGCUUGAAGUCUUUGGAAGUCUCCGAAGAGAAAGCCAACCAAAGAGUCGAGGAGUUCAAGAGGCAGCUCAAAACGUUGACCGUCAAACUAAAGGAGGCGGAAGCCCGCGCCGAAUUCGCCGAGAAGACGGUGAAGAAAUUGCAGAAGGAGGUCGACAGGCUCGAAGACGAGCUGGGCAUCAACAAGGACAGAUACAAGUCGCUCGCCGACGAGAUGGACUCGACGUUCGCCGAGUUGGCUGGAUACUAGAGCUGUUCCGUCGUUCCGUGGUUCGUUUGACGCUCGAGAUUAUCACGCGUGGAGAUGGGAUGGGAUGGGACUGCGACGCUUCCGUCGCCAACGACUAGAUAACUCGGACUCGUCGCCGCGGGAUCAACGAAGGAACCAAGGGGCUGAGGACGCGCCGGUGAUCGGACGUUAUUUAUCGAAAUUAUACGACGACGAUGGUCAAUGUACGAUGGAGAUCGUAAGAAAAUUUUACUCUGUUACACUGUUGUACCAAAUAUUACACGAAACCCAAUAAACUGCUGCAACGCGGUAUGCGUUACUAAUUCGA